Molecule: messenger RNA, 14245 nt
Organism: Coregonus sp. 'balchen'
Lineage: Eukaryota; Metazoa; Chordata; Actinopteri; Salmoniformes; Salmonidae
Source: the annotation of a GenBank genome assembly
AUGCCUGGUGAAGCCACAGAGACGGUCCCGGUCACUGAGCAGGAGAUGCAGCAGCCACAAGUUGAGACUGGUUUGUAUAGCAUUAUUAUAUCACACUUGCAUGCUAAGAUACUAAACUGCAGGGCUAAUGGGGUCCUGGAACUCAAACACUGCAGUAGCAAAUUCAACAGCAGCAGUGCUUGUUGGACGUAGUGACCUGAAGUAAUAUUCCCCCAGUGGAGUUGUGGCUGUUACUUGAGAGCUCUAUAUUAAUUGUACUCCUUCGGGAAAGGUAGCACUCAUCAGUUGUCAAGCAGGGGACACUGCUGUAGAAUGACACUUUUGGUGACAUUCACUUGGAGACAUUCACUUGGAGCUGUUUUCCCUGGUUCACCUGCUGAGUCCAGCUUUACACAUAUUCUCAGCAUAUAUAGGGAGAUGUGUUGUCAGGUUUCUUUUAAGGGGGAGGGUGGGCUGAUCAGCUGAGAGAUCAUAUACAGUGAGGUCCAAAAGUAUUUGGACAGUGACAAAUGUUUUGUUUUGGCUCUGUACUCCAGCACUUUGAAAUGAUACAAUGACUGAGUGCAGACUGUUAGCUUAAAUUUUAGGGUAUUUUCAUCCAUACCUGUUGAACCGUUUAGAAAUUAUGUUCCCCAUUUUAGGGAACAAAAAUAUUUGGUCCCAUAUUCCUAGCAACCAAUAAGUGUUUCCCCUGUAUUCAUUUAGCAGAGGCGCACUGCUGUAAUUUCUAAACAGUUCAACCAAUAUGGAUGAAAAUACCGUCAAAUUAAAGCUGACAGUCUGAACUUUUUAAAAUCCAAAGGCCUUGACUACAGUGGGGGGGAAAAAGUAUUUAGUCAGCCACCAAUUGUGCAAGUUCUCCCACUUAAAAAGAUGAGAGAGGCCUGUAAUUUUCAUCAUAGUUACACGUCAACUAUGACAGACAAAAUGAGGGGGAAAAAAUCCAGAAAAUCACAUUGUAGGAUUUUUAAUGAAUUUAUUUGCAAAUUAUGGUGGAAAAUAAGUAUUUGGUCACCUACAAACAAGCAAGAUUUCUGGCUCUCACAGACCUGUAACUUCUUCUUUAAGAGGCUCCUCUGUCCCACACGGGGGGACCUAGUGAAUGACCUGCAGAGAGCUGGGACCAAAGUAACAAAGCCUACCAUCAGUAACACACUACGCCGCCAGGGACUCAAAUCCUGCAGUGCCAGACUUGUCCCCCUGCUUAAGCCAGUACAUGUCCAGGCCCAUCUGAAGUUUGCUAGAGUGCAUUUGGAUGAUCCAUAAGAGGAUUGGGAGAAUGUCAUAUGGUCAGAUGAAACCAAAAUAGAACUUUUUGUUAAAAACUCAACUCGUCGUGUUUGGAGGACAAAGAAUGCUGAGUUGCAUCCAAAGAACACCAUACCUACUGUGAAGCAUGGGGGUGGAAACAUCAUGCUUUGGGGCUGUUUUUCUGCAAAGGGACCAGGACGACUGAUCCGUGUAAAGGAAAGAAUGAAUGGGGCCAUGUAUCGUGAGAUUUUGAGUGAAAACCUCCUUCCAUCAGCAAGGGCAUUGAAGAUGAAACGUGGCUGGGUCUUUCAGCAUGACAGUGAUCCCAAACACACCGCCCGGGCAACGAAGGAGUGGCUUCGUAAGAAGCAUUUCAAGGUCCUGGAGUGGCCUAGCCAGUCUCCAGAUCUCAACCCCAUAGAAAAUCUUUGGAGGGAGUUGGAAGUCCGUGUUGCCCAGCGACAGCCCCAAAACAUCACUGCUCUAGAGGAGAUCUGCAUGGAGGAAUGGGCCAAAAUACCAGCAACAGUGUGUGAAAACCUUGUGAAGACUUACAGAAAACGUUUGACCUGUGUCAUUGCCAACAAAGGGUAUAUAACAAAGUAUUGAGAAACUUUUGUUAUUGUCCAAAUACUUAUUUUCCACCAUAAUUUGCAAAUAAAUUCAUUAAAAAUCUAUACAAUGUGAUUUUCUGGAUUUUUUUUUCCUCCUUUUGUCUGUCAUAGUUGACGUGUACCUAUGAUGAAAAUUACAGGCCUCAUCUUUUUAAGUGGGAGAACUUGCACAAUUGGUGGCUGACUAAAUACUUUUUUCCCCCACUGUACAGGGCCAAAACACUGUCCAAAUACUUUUUGACCUCCCUGUAUAAACCAUGGCCUGUAGAUUAUAAUCCUGGGGGGCUACUCUGACUCAAUCCACAACUUCCUAAGUAGAAACUUUUUUAUUUAUUUAUGUAUUUUUUACUUUGAAGUGAGUAGCCCUCUAGGAAUAUGUUUGGCAAGGCCAGUCAUCGACUCACUUUGCAUUAAUGUUGAAAUAAGGGUGUGGGAACAAUUUUAGGGACUUGAGAUGGCUUUUUUUAAUGGUGGUUGUCUUGAAUUUCACUGCAGCUCAAAUGGGUUAUCCAGGACCCCUUAUUUACUGAAACCCACUGACAACCGCCUGUGUUGAAUGUUACUGCAUCGACAACUGGGUUGUGAAACACUUUCUAAUGCAUGGGUAUUGAUGUAGUCGCCUUGCGCAUGGAACAAUUUAAAGAAACAUCUUGCACGCAUGAAUUAUACUGAAGAAAAAUAUAAACUGAACAAUUUCAACCAUUUUACUGAGUUACAGUUCAUAUAAGGAAAUCAGUAAAUUGAAAUCAAUUAAUUAGGCCCUAAUCUAUGGAUUUCACAUGACUGGGCAUGGGUCCAGCCAUGGGUGGGCCUGGGAGGGCAUUUUAGUGGCCUUUGAUUGUCCCCAGCACAAGGUGCACCUGUGUAAUGAUCAUGCUGGUUAAUCAGCUUCUUGAUACUCCACACCUGUCAGGUGGAUGGAUUAUCUUGGCAAAGGAGAAAUGCUCACUAACAGGUAUAAACUAAUUUUUGCACACAAUUUGAGCAAAAUAAGCCUUUUGUGCAUAUGGAACAUUUCUGGGAUCUUUCAUUUCAGUUCAUGAAACAUAGGACCAGCACUUUACAUGUUGCGUUUUAUAUUUUUGUUCAGUAUACAUUAUACAAUUUUAUUAGCAACCUUGGCAUAAAAGAGUGGCACUGACAUACAGCAGUAAGAAUUCCUUUUGCUUCUGGAAAAUAUAUAUUUUGUUUUUAUACCAGCUUUAUUUUUUUAAAUAUUCACACCUACAUUCUCAUUGACCAUGUUAAGUAUCUGUUGGUUAUUUUCUGUUUAUGUAUUUUAUCUCAAAUUCCAGCAUUUUCUUUAAUUUGAUGGUAAUGAUAACGAUUGCAGGCCUUUUUAUGGCAUUGAUUUGACUAAAUGUUUGAUGGCAAAAGUAAGCUGCUUCUGUGAAGCAGCUUAUGGAGCUUUAUUUUCAAGUAAUUUAAGAAACAUUGGUUUUGAAUGGAAUUGGUAUUGAUGAUUUUCUUAAAGCAUUCUCUCAUUCAUUUUCAUGCUGCAACAAACAAAAUUCUGAUUAGUAUAACAAAGAUGCGUCAAUAUGCAAGUGGAGAUAAUUAGUGACACUUAAGGAUUUCCUUACUACCAAGCCCUGUACCAGAAGAGUGAAGUGUUGAAAACCACGAAGGUUGUUAUAAGCAGAUGAAUAUCCAUGUUUCCUGAAGAGACUACGAGUUGGAGCUGGUGAAGGCCACAUAUUGCUUUUGAAGACCACUGGUCAUGAAGAUGGUGCAUGUGCAGCCGAAGAAGGUGCAUGUGCUGAACAAGUGAAGACAUUUUUUACAUUUACAUUUACGUCAUUUAGCAGACGCUCUUAUCCAGAGCGACUUACAAAUUACACACUAAUAUGACCCCUCUGUAGAAAGGGGAGUGUCUCACGAACAAGUACUUCGGUUGUUUUGCUCUAGGACACCCAUAAACCUCCCAAGACUAGUCUGAAGGUAACCGGGUACCAGUUUUAUUUAUUUAUUAUGGAAGUAAAUAUGGAGAUAGUUCAGUGGCUAAAAUAAGGGGUUAUAUUUGCCUACCGAUCAACAACAUUUGCAUAGAAGCAUCACUCCAGUAUGUCAUGCCUGUUUGGAAAGACAUCAUAUAGGCACCUGCUGUUAGUUUGAGAAUAUAAAAGAACAUCUAUUCAAUGCAAAUGAGUCCAACGUAAUGUCAUGAUUUGUGAUUACUGCUGCUUAUGAAACUACAUUUUUACAUUUUAGUCAUUUGGCAGAAGCUCUUAUCCAGAGCGACUUACAGUAGUGAGUGCAUACAUUUUUCAUACUUUUUCCAAACUGGUCCCCCGUGGGAACCGAACUAGGAUUUUUUUUGGUCAUUUUCAGUGAUAGGGAAAAAGUUAUUUUUUCAGCUGUCAGGACACAUCUCUAAACAAUUCAGCUGCCAGGAGGAAAUUCAAAACAAUUGGCUAGUUCAGCUAUCUGUCAAGAAAUGGGCGGGUUGAUCCUACCGCUACGAUUGGAUAGAGCGAGGCUGUAACGCUGCUUCCUUUCACAUCUCUCCAUUGGCUCAUAUCACUUGCUGCGGUUUACUGCUACUGUGAGAACUAGCUCAAUGGCGAUGACAUUUGCUACCAAGCCAUAAAUGUGCAUAAUAUCUAACAAGUAGAGCGGGGUAGAAAAAAAGCACACCAUGCCGUCUGACGAAUGAUCAAAAAUAGUUGAGAAGAGAACGCCACGCGCGAUCUACAGCUUCUGGUCCAACUGCAGGGAUAUUUUUGUUAGUAAACCUAUUGCCAACCUUUAUUUGGCAUUUAACCUCCUCUUCUGACAAUCACAAUCCGACUAUCAACUGUCAAUUUACGUACGAUUACACUGUUCAGACACCUCCAGUAAAUGCAAUGUCACACCUCAAUCAGACGGUUCGUUCAAAUUCUAUUUAGCUGCUACGUUGGCGAUCAUCAAUUGAUAUCUAUCACCACUAUCCCAGACUACCGAUAUUGAUUGGAGAAGUUCCUGGAUGUUCAGUAUCACAGGUGCCUGUUAAUGAAGUUGCUGAGACACUACAGUACAGGAUUUAUGGAGCAAGCCCACAUAGGUUUGCAGGUAAUUACUUAGUGUUGCUAGUGGAAACACCAUAGGUGUCGGCUGAUAAAUGAGAACUGUUAGCUAUGACCACAGGGGAAGACUUUAGGAAUGACUGUUAAUGUUAGACUGUUGAAAAAGCGGUAAAUUGUUUUUGUUCAGCAAGGAAGACUGCGUUGUUCCAGAAAAGUGUUGAAAAUCGUCUUGGGGAUUUUGGUUAAAUUGCAUGAAAUGGAUGAGAAAAUGUUUAGAUUUUGCCUUUCAAUUCUAGUUAUUUGACUGUAAUUCAGAUAAGGUUAUCAAAUUGCCUCAUAUCAAACAGAAUAGCAACCUAUUAAAUCUAAAUUGACUAAUUCAAAAGUUUUCAAUAGUGGUUCAGUGUGCAUAAUUGUCUCUGUCGUAAGACUCUUUUCACUGAGAAAUAUUAUAUGUCAUUAGGGUUUGUAGAUGUAUUGAAUGCUACUCUUCGUGGGUUUCCACCCACUUUCGGUCUUAAGGUUUUUCCAACUACACUUUUGUGCAUUUAGGCACUGCAUGGUAACUGGGACAUGGGCACAAGUUUGGUUUUGUGGUACACACAACAUUCACCCAUUCUUGGAUCACUUAUAACAAACGGAAAGCUGAUGUCUGCAUCCUUGAACAACCUCGCAAACACCUUGGUUCAACUGAAUUGAUACACUACAUGACCAAAAGUAUGUGGACACCUGCUAGUCGAACAUCUCAUCCCAAAAUCAAUGGGCAUUAAUAUGGAGUUGGUCCCCGCUUUGCUCCUAGAACAGCCAGCACUCUUCUGGGAAGGAUUUCCACUAGAUGUUGGAACAUUGCUGCGGGGACUUGCUUCCAUUCAGCCACAAGAGCAUAAGUGAGGUCGAGCACUGAUGUUGGGCGAUUCAUUCCAAAGGCGUUCGAUGGGGUUGAGGUCAGGGCUCUGUGCAGGCCAGUCAAGUUCUUCCACACCGAUCUCGACAAUCUAUUUCUGUAUGGACCUAGCUUUGUGCACGGGGGCAUUGUCAUGCUGAAACAGGAAAGGGCCUUCCCCAAACUGUUGCCACAAAGUUGGAAACACAAUUGUGUAGAAUGUCAUUCUAUGCUGUAGCGUUAAGAUUUCCCUUCACUGGAACUAAGGGGCCUAGCCCAAACCAUUAAAAAAAUGCCCAGACCAUUAUUCCUCCGCCACCAAACUUGGCACUAUGCAUUGGCAGGUAGCGUUUUCCUGGCAUCCGCCAAACCCAGAUUUGUCUGUCGGACGGCCAGAUGGUGAAGCGUGAUUCAUCACUCCAGAGAACGCAUUUCCACUGCUCCAGAGUCCAAUGGUGGCGAGCUUUACACCACCUCAGCCGAAGCUUGGCAUUUCGCAUGGUGAUCUUAGGCUUGUAUGCGGAUGCUCGGCCAUGGAAACCCAUUCCCGACGAACGGUUCUUAUGCUGACGUUGCUUCCAGAGGCAGUUUGGAGCUGAGUGUUGCAACCGAGGACAGAUGACCACUUUGCGGCUGAGCCGUUGUUGCUCUUCGACGUUUCCACUUCACAAUAACAGCACUUACAGUUGACCGGGCAGCUUUAGCAGGGCAGAAAUUUGUCUAUGGAGAUUGUAUGGCUGUGUGCUUGAUUUUAUACACCUGUCAGCAACGGGUGUGGCUGAAAUAGCCGAAUUCACUAAUUUGAAGGGGUGUCCACAUACUUUUGUGUAGAUGUAGAUCACAACCCCAUUUCUAAAAAUGUACUCAUUCAAUUGUUUCCUCUUAAUAUUUUGUGUCAUAUAAUCAAAACAUUUGGACUCCAACUUCCUCAUGUUGGUAAAAGUAUCUUGUAUAGGAAAGUACCAUUAUUGUAGCUAGACUUUCUUAAACGAGGGGUUAACUCAUUUUGAUCAUAUGCUUAAAAAAACCGUUAUUGUAAGCUUAUCAACCGCUCCUCACACUUGCUGUGACUACCCCUUGCUGCUCCUUCCGCUCCUCCUUUCCUUCCUAUCAGCUCCAGGGGUGUUGAGUUCCUCUGCUCCCCCUGAGAUGGCUGUGUCUGACGUGACCAAGGAGAGUCCUGUGCCUCUAGAAGCCUCCACUGUUCUUCCAGAGAUCGAAUCCCAACCAGUGUCAGAAAUGGCUUCAGGAGAUGCAUCUAGUGGACAACUUAAUGGCGUAGGAGCAACACCUGAAGUUAGAGCAACCGUUGUUGAAGAACGUAUAGCAAUUGCUGAACAACAGGUCACCCAAGCACCAGAAGAGGUCAUCAUUCAAGAUUCAGCUGACGUUACAGAGGCUACCGUGGCAGCCACUGAAGAUGCUGUGGCUGCUGAACCCGUGGCAGUGGCUGCUGAACCCGUGGCAGUGGCUGCUGAACCCGUGGCAGUGGCUGAAGAACCCGUGGCAGUGGCUGAAGAACCCGUGGCAGUGGCUGAAGAGACUCCGGUCCAAGAACCAGCACCUGCUGCUAAAGAGCCAAUCGUAGACACAAUUGAUGGGAUGGCACGUGUAACUCCAGAAGUCCCCCCUGAGCCUGCAGUCGAGACGAUCACUGAAGACUUUAAGACUGUGAGUUUGGAUCCAGCUCCUGAUGAUGCCGUACUAUGCACUGAAGUGGCCAGCUUGGACACUGGGGCCACAGAACCUGAACCACUGUCUGCUGAUAUGACCAUUGACACCGCCAUAUUAAACGAAACUCCUGUUGAGAAAGAACCAAUUGCGGCCUGCUCUGAGGCCGUCCAGACGAAGGUGAUGUCAAAUCGUGCGGUCCCGACCAUCUCCACCCGUCUCCUGUCAGGUGGGUCAUUUUGUGUGCACAGUUAAAGCUGCUUUUUCCCCCUCUUACAGCAGCUUCCCCUUUUCAGACAUUUUGUCUCUCUUAUACUUGCAAACUUCUGCACCAAUGCUGGGCCUAGAUUUGCCUUUUCAAAUGUUAUGUUUUGCCACAUUUUUUAUUUAUUAUAUUAUGCUUGAUGAAAAGGGGCUUAUGUUGAGAAAUAUGAAGAGAUUUUCAAUUACAUUUUCUUUUAGGGCUUGUUAUUAUCAUGAUUAUCAUUGGCUCUCAAUUUUCUCUUGCGUCACUGUUUAAACUCAGUGUUUCACCUUGAAACAGGCCAGUCCAUUUAGGCACUUAAUGUAAAGAACUGACUUCCAGCAACUUUUUCCUCUUGUCAUCAGAUGUUGACUGUCCUUUGACUAGUCUAUUUCCAUCUCUCUUCCUUCUCUGGGCUUAUUGGUGUUUAUCAGGAAGAAUGCACCAAUCCAACUGUGUUGAUGUGCUCUAACUGCAAUAUCUGUUUUUAACACUGGUAUUUGUAUCCAAUGAGGGUGGGUAGGGAGGGGUCCUUGUUCCAAUUAUGGCUUUUUGUUCAUUGCAGUACACCUUUUUACUACUCGCUAGCCACAUUUAAUCCGUUGUGGAUUGUUUUAAUUUAAUAUAUGAAAUUGGUCAUGUUUCAAUUAAAUAACGAUUGCUUUUAUUUGUAUCUAUACUAUAGCCCAACUUUUAAACUUGGUCGUAAACCAUAAUUUGUCAUUUUACCUUCAAAAUGAACAAUAUCACACCUCAUCACUGGAAAAAAAAAAAAAAAUUUAUGUCAUUGGUUACGAUCUCGUUCAGUCGAUUUAACAAUUUCAGGUAAUGGAUGUUAGUGGGAUGAAUUUGUCUAAGUGUGAACCCAUUAGGGAGCUUAGGUCAAACAAUGCAUAGCAUUGUUUAUAACCGCUACAGUUCCUUAGAAUUUGACCUGUCAUUCCACUGUCACAAAUUUAUUUUAGUGUAAAUAGUGCCACGCUUUGCCAAUGCAUUUGCCACACUUUCCUCUGCACUGAGUGGGAUCCUCAAUUUGAAUCUCUGGUUAUAAAAUUGCAGUAACGCUGUAGAAAAUGUCAUGUGUGGGUCUGUGCUUGGACCAAGUAGAUGUUUGUGUUUUUAACUUUAGGUUGUCAGUUGUGGUUUUGCCUGAAUACUUGAAUUGUAGUGUGCAUUGAGUUUGCUGCCCUGCAACAAAUCCUUCCAUUUCGGAAAUAAGGUUGGUGUGGUGUUCAUUUUCCUAACCCUGGAGUUUUUAGGUAACAUUGCCUUGUGUGUUCUGAUCUUUUAACCCGCAUGGUUCAGGCUUUGACUUCCUUCCAAAUAUUAAACAAACAUAUUUGUUUCAUUCAGCCGCACUCUCUGGCCCUGCAAGUGUGGCUACCUCCCUGGAACCCCAGGCUGCUUCUGGCCCUGCCAAGCCCAAAGGCAAAGAGGCCAAGGGUGGCUCUGCCCCUAAGGCUGUCCCUGGCAGAAGAAAAAAGUCCUCGAUGUCUGCCUCCUCUGCUUCUCCAACCUCCCCAAAGCCCUCCUCCUUAGCUACCUCACCUGGGGCCCCUGGAGCUCCCAGCCAGGGUAACCGUGCCGUCCCAAAGGUUGUAAAGGCUGGCAAACAAGGAAAGGCUAAGAAAGAGGCUUUCAAGCCUGCUGCUGACCUGCCAGCCCCAGCUGAGGCUCCUGCCCCCACAGAGGCCAAACCUGUGCCUAUUGAGCCUAAAGCUGCUCCUGCACCAGUAGUGGCCAUGCCAGCACCUGUUGCUGCAGAGCCUGCACCUGCCUCACCCAUCACUCCCAAGCCUGUGGCAUCCCCUGUGGCCUUCAAAGUGACCUCAAAGCCUGCUGCAUCAGCCCCUAUGUCAUUUGCUGAUGCUGUUGCCUCUAGCCCCUCUAAAGCUGCCCCUGAAAUGCCCAUGGCCAAGGCAGCCCCUGCACCAGCUAAGCCUGCUCUGGAGGAUGAUGACCUUCCACCUCUCAUUCCACCAGAGGAGCCAGUAAAGAUGCCAGUCUUCUCACCCCCUACAGUAGUAGAGGCUCCUAAGCCUGCCCCAGUUGCUUCUCCAGCUCCCCCUAAACCAGCUCCAGUUAAGCCCGUUGUAGCUGCUCCCCCUAAACCAGCUCCAGUUAAGCCCGUUGUAGCUGCUCCCCCUAAACCAGCUCCAGUUGAGCCCGUUGUAGCUGCUCCAGCUAAACCAGCUCCAGUUAAGCCCGUUGUAGCUGCUCCAGCUAAACCAGCUCCAGUUGAGCCCGUUGUAGCUGCUCCAGCUAAACCAGCUCCAGUUAAGCCCGUUGUAGCUGCUCCAGCUAAACCAGCUCCAGUUGAGCCCGUUGUAGCUGCUCCAGCUAAACCAGCUCCAGUUAAGCCCGUUGUAGCUGCUCCCCCUAAACCAGCUCCAGUUAAGCCCGUUGUAGCUGCACCAGCUAAACCAGCUCCAGUUAAGCCCGUUGUAGCUGCACCAGCUCCAUCUAAACCAGCUCCAGUUAAGCCUGUUGUAGCUGCACCAGCUAAACCAGCUCCAGUUAAGCCCGUUGUAGCUGCACCAGCUCCAUCUAAACCAGCUCCAGUUAAGCCUGUUGUAGCUGCACCAGCUAAACCCGUUGUAGCUGCACCAGCUAAACCAGCUCCAGUUAAGCCCGUUGUAGCUGCACCAGCUCCGACUAAACCUGCCCCAACUGAGCCCGUUGUAGCAGCACCAGCUCCCUUUAAACCUGCCCCAGCUGAGCCCGUUGUAGCAGCACCAGCUCCCUUUAAGCCUGUGCCAGUUGAGCCCGUUGUAGCUUCCCCUAAGCCUGCUGAAGUAGCCAUUGUACCACCACCUGUUUCAAAACCUGCCCCUACCCCUGCUAAAACCCCAACCAAACCGGAGCCUGUGACCAAGAAUGAGGGUAUUUCUUCUUCCUUUCUCUCUGUCUCCUGUGUCCCCUCUGUUUGCCUGCCAAUGUUGAGUUCUGUGGCCCAUUCACUGGCUUGCUCAAGUGUCUCUUCCCUCUUCUUCAGGUUUGAGAUAAAGUAGAGAUUGUAGUAGUCUGUGUAUUAGAUUUGCUUCAAAUGUAACCUCCAAACUGGCCUGUUUCAAAGAUUAAUGUAGUUAUUGGAGCUAUUGAUAGAUUGGUGAAUCAGUGCUCCCACGAGUGCCAUUUUGUUAUUUUAGAUGAUAAUUUAAAGCGGUAAUCAGCAGUAGAAACGGUAAGCGGCCUCCCCACCCCUGGUUCGGUUAAAAGCUGAGGGAUGGGGCUGGAGAAAUGUAAUCACUCUCAAAUUCAUAGACGGGGCUACGGAUACAAGGAUUUGACCGUCCAUGAUAUCAAAAUUACAGAUUUAACCAUGUUUUGAGGCUAUAUAGUGUUUGUUUACAUUUUCUUUCUUUACAAACAUUGGAGUAAAAAAGCUUAUUUUGGGUUCCGAUGGGGUAGGACAGUUGAACUAAGCUCAUGAAGCAUUUAUAAGUUAUGUUCUUCAAGAAUCAAUGGGUACAUAUUAUUCAUUUAUAAGUCAAAUUGAUGUCGCAACUGCUGAUUGCCCCUUUAAAUGUGUACUUUCAAACCAAAAGGUUCCAGUUGGCAUGUUUUGCCUCCCAUCAAGAUGCAUGUUAAAGGUUCAAAUUAUGUAAAUGUUCUCAAAUUCCCUACUAUUAUAUAAUUGGUUUUUGGAUGUUUUUCCCGUCAAUUAUACAGUUAAUUGAUAUCAUGGGGGGGGGGGUCGUCAAUGUCAUUAUGAUCCAUUUUUAAAUCUGUAUGACUAGGGCAACAUUUUACCAUAAGAUUCUUUAACAUUUAUUUAUAAGCAGGUCUGUUAAUUUGUACACUGACUUUUCUUUAACCUCAUCCACAUAUAACCAUUUUUAUUCUUUCAGUGCCUCAAAUUAAUAGGUUAGAUUCACUUACCACCAACAAAUGUUGUGCUCAUUCAACGUCUCAAUUUGUAUUGGUCUCGGUGCCUUAAACAGACUUUGCUCAGUUAAAUUACCCAUGCAAUUACAAUUCUCCGGUCUUACACAGGCGCUACUGUAGGAGAACUGGUUACCUGCUGCUCAGGCAUCUGCCUGUGACAGCCUGUAUAAUGUGACUAAUGCUUGUUUCUCUGUGGGGUGCUUACAGGGUCUGGCACUGAAUCGGACAGCGACGAGUCGGUACCAGAUCUGGAGGAACAGGACUCCGCACAGACACAGCAAGCACAGGUAAGACUGCCUGAACAGGUGUCUGGUAGGGCACGGAUAGGAUUAACUGCUUAUAUAUUACAUGGGUGUGAUACAGUAAACAGUCCCUCCAGGAUUCUGCGAUCGCAAUUUUAUUUAGCAAAAUCAACAAUUUCCCACACUAUUUCCGCAUAAAGAGUCAAAUCGUCGCAAUAUUAUCGCAUAAAAAUGACCCUUCACCGCAGUACAAAAAGAGGGCUCGCAAUUUCAACCAAUCACUGCACAUUUCCAUCAUAAGGUAAAAUCAAACCAGACGUCAACAAUCUUUUUCCCUCAUCAGCGCAUUUUCGCGACAGUGGACAAUAAUUGCAUAUUGCCAUGCAAAAUGUCAGAACUGCCGCAGCAAAAUCUAGCAUUUUGGCCCGCAAAUAUCUCUAAGAAAUCUCAGCAACAUCCUGGAGGGACUGAGUAAACACCUGCACUGCACUCACAACAUGAUUAGAACCCCUGAGUAUCUAUUUAAGAAUAAUAGAUCCUUGACUCUUCAGUGAUGAUUGAUACAGUGACUUUCGUUCUUCUGAGUCUACUGAAGCCAACCUUUCUGUCCUGAGAAGAGAAAAGGCCAAAGGGAUACUUUCAUUUGUUUUAUUUUCACCAUUCAUACCAUUGUCUUACAUAUGGGUGGAAUUGUUGGUCUCACUCUCAAACCUUGACUGCCAUUUAAAGGGGGAUAAAUGUAUUUUUUCCACAGCUUGCAGCUGCUGCAGAAAUAGAUGAGGAACCCGUUAGCAAAGCCAAACAGAGCCGUAGUGAAAAGAAGGCACGAAAGGUAACUAGCUUCAAAAACUAUCUGGACUUUAUCAAAUUUUCAUUAGACAUUCCCAUCUUAAAAGAAUACGUUGAAUAAUUUCAAUUACUAUGCCACCUUUUAACUAUCCAUUGUAUAGUAUAAACAAUGGAUAGUUAAAGGAGGACGGUUCCAGUCAAAAUAAAACAUAACCCAUGAUUGUUUGCUUUUCUUCAGGCAAUGUCUAAGCUGGGUCUCAGGCAGGUGACUGGGGUCACCAGGGUUACCAUUCGCAAGUCUAAGAACAUCCUGUUCGUCAUCACCAAACCAGAUGUCUACAAGAGCCCUGCAUCAGACACUUACAUUGUCUUUGGUGAGGCUAAGGUAAGAUAGAUCCAGGAUACCGUUUUUGAAUUUUAUUUUCUGAUCCCCUUUCAAAUCUAAAAUGCUAUAGGCAUUGUUCCAUCUAGUCUAGACUGCUCUUUCAAGAUACCCUUGUAGUAUGCGAUUUCUGGUUAUCCGUCAAAUAUGCAGUGUAAUGUCCUUCGACCAAGGUGUUGGUGUUCUUGCCAAAGGAUGCAGCACUGAUAUCUCUGUCCGUUUCUCUCCCUUUGUUUCUCAGAUCGAGGAUCUCUCACAGCAAGCCCAGUUGGCAGCGGCAGAGAAGUUCAAGGUACAGGGAGAAGCUGUGUCGAACAUCCAGGAAAACACACAGACGCCUACCGUACAGGAGGAGAGCGAAGAGGAAGAGGUGAGGGCCUUGAGGGGUGAAAAAGUGACCAUACAAUCGACAGGAGUUUAAUUUAUUUUCAGUGAUGAUUGAUACAGUGACUUUCGUUCUUCUGAGUCUACUGAAGCCAACCUUUCUGUCCUGAGAAGAGAAAAGCAGUGUUAACUAUGAUGGGGCUUAGUUUGUACAUGAUCAAAAACCAGGCACCAUAUGUUUUGUUGUCCAUUAGAUUGUAUAGCUCUUGUUUGCCACAAAUAAUUUGCAUGUAGUUUGAUCAUAGUAGUCUCCCAUGCACAAUGGGGUCAUUUAUGGGCCCGAUCCAAAAGCCCAAUUCCCCUGGAGAUGUCAGUGAAUUGCAUUGCGAGUUGACUGUCAAAUGUAUAUGUACUAAUGCUUUGUCUCGAUGCAUAGGUUGACGAGACCGGGGUCGAGGUGAAGGACAUUGAACUUGUGAUGUCACAAGCCAACGUGUCGCGAGCGAAGGCUGUACGCGCCCUGAAAAACAACAACAACGAUAUUGUCAAUGCUAUUAUGGUAAGUCUUUUUUACCACACAAUUCCCCUUGUCACCAGACAAAAUAUUAUCUGGCACAAGGUCCCUUCACUCCAAAUAUUUGUGGAUUUGAAUUGUGACCUGUGUCCCAAGUUCCCAUGGGAUCUACCAGCAGGAAAUCCUUUCUCUUCAGUGAUGAUUGAUACAGUGACUUUCGUUCUUCUGAGUUUACUGAAGCCAACCUUUCUGUCCUGAGAAGAGAAAAGCAGUGUUAACUAUGAUGGGGCUUAGUUUGUACAUGCAUCAACACAUUGUAUUCUUAUUUUCACAGGAAUUGACGAUGUAGGCUGCUGAAGUCGAAGGAGUUCUGAAAGGUUGCUGAUUUAAUCUACUAUCGUUGGUACAAUUUAUACCAAAGAUGGAAAUAAAGUUGUG